AUGAGUGGUGUCCUCCAGGCCUCUACUGUGGGACCGGUUCUCUUCAAUAUCCCAAUCAACAAUGUAGACAUGAUAAGAUGGCCACCAAUUGUGGUUUGUUACAUGCAUGGCUAUGAGUAUGGAACAAAAUCUGUUAGUAUCCAUAAGCCACAAUGCUUGAAAAAAAAAUGGCAUCAAGAGCAUGACAAGCACUUGGUAAAGAUGUUGAAAAGGCCAGAGCUCAAGAAGCCUGAAAUCAGUCCCUUACAAGCCAAAGGUUUCUAUGAUCUUGAUUCUUUAAAAUAGGCUGCCUGGAUCAGCGCCCAGAACCAGCUAGUUCCAUGUGAUGUUUGUGGGCGUACUUUCCUUCCAGGCAGACUGAUCAUACACCCAAAGUCCUGUAAACUGAAACCUGCAGCAUGA
Centrocercus urophasianus (Greater sage-grouse) is the source of this 402-nucleotide messenger RNA. It is a transcript of the gene ZNF475, whose product is annotated as zinc finger protein 474. NCBI's taxonomy places the organism in Eukaryota, Metazoa, Chordata, Aves, Galliformes, Phasianidae. The record is from RefSeq and is a predicted model, not a curated record.